GAGGAGAAGGAACAUCUACACAGGCGUAAAAAAAGGAGGAGAGGAGGUGGAGGAGGAGGAGGGAGGGUGGAGGCUGUCACCUCUCCACGGGGGGUUCAAUCUGUGUUGUCAUGGACAAAUAUCGACCAAAGAGGCCCACCUCGCUAGCUUUAAUGCCACAGCGAGCACAAGCCGGCACCCAGGACACCAUCAACAACAACUCUUUAGGUAAGAAAGACAGCUGGAAGGACUCCCGAUCUUCAUCCCCACACAUUACAGGGGAUCGAACGCAAUCCGAUAGUCAACCAAAAGCAGAGGACAAAGUCAGACCUUGUACCCGCCGCCCUGCCCCGAAAGCACCAACCAGCAGUGGGUCCAACAGCAGAGCCAGCUCUCAAGCUGCAGCUGGCGCUACUCAUGUCCGUCCACGGGAAAGAGAGCCAACAGGGGCCACGCACACACAGUCAUUUAGCACACAGAGCAGCCAACGGAGAGGGGGCGCGGUGGGAGGAGGCAGAGGGAGAGGAGGAGGAGGAGGAGGGAGAGGAGCAGCUGCGAUGAGAGAGAGAAGCUUGGGGGACAUCAGAGGAAAGGAUGGAGUCACAUCAGGGAAGGAAGAAAGAAGAGGAGGAAGACUGUGCGAUGAAUCCAAGGGCAAGGAGAAAGAGCGAACAUUAAACCACAGAGCUAAAGAAACAAAUCGACUAAAAAGCUCCGGGGCGGAUGGAAAGGGGAAACUAUGUGCUAAAGGGGAAAACAAAGCAGGGAGGGGGAAACUCAACCACUCCAUUUCUAACCAGGUUUACCUGACAGCCAUGGUGGUCCCGCGUACGCCUGUAGCACCAAGAAAAGAGGACAAGACCAAGAUUCAAGGCCAAAACCAUGACAGGAAAAGUUCUUCCCGGUCCAAUAGCGAGGGGGGGUCCAACAGAAUGUCCAUUAGCUCAGACACAGAGGGACCCCCACCAGAACCCCUGCCUCCGCCUCUAUCCAACAGAGCUAACCCUGAUAUCAGAGAAGAAGAAGCAGAAGGAGGUCUAUCUUCCACCGGGAAAGCCCAUGAUAGUCCAGAAUCGUUCCUUAAAGGUCCAGAAUCAUCCCUUAAAGGCGACACUAAAUCAGAGACACACUGUACCCAGUCAGAGGUGGAGCCAACGCAAGGAAAGGGUGAUAAUAACAGUGAGAGCACCAAAUCUACCAAUCCGAGCAAUCCGUCAGCGCCACAGAUUAUACCAAAGAGUGAAGCGUCUGCAUUGUUGAAUUAUGAUUCUGUUAAAUACACUUUGGUGGUUGAUGAACACGCUCAGUUGGAACUGGUCAGCCUCAAGGACUCCUUGCACAAUAAGAGCGGACACAAUGAAGAUAGUGAUACGGAGACGGUUUAUCAAUCAGCCAAUGAGGAGGAAGACCCAGAGUAUAAGGAGGAGAGGAAGAAAAAAGAGGAAGCAAAGAAACAAGAAUUGAGGAAAGAAGAAGAAAUCAGAAGAAAGGAGGAAGAGAAGAAAAUGAAUGAAGACUUGAAGCGACGGAGGGAAGAGGAGGUGAAGAGGAGACGGGAAGUGGUGGCAAGGGUCUGUAAGCACCCCAAGGCAAUACCGGCCAAAACAACAGAAGAAGAGGAAUCUAAUGGAGGAAAAGCAAGUGCACCCAGAAGCAAGAAGUUUCUUAACCUGUUUUCUACUGACGGCGACUACAGUUCUACUGGUGCUGGCUCUUUCAGUAUGUUUUCCUGUGUGCUGGAUGGAGUGGAGAGACAGCAGAGCCAUAGAGCUGUAUACAGGUUUGUUCCCCGCCAUGCUGAUGAGUUAUACCUGGAGACAGAUGACCCAGUCUUAAUUGUCAAACAGUCCGAGGACCUGUGGUGUCAGGGUUACAACAUGAGGACUGGGGCUACUGGAAUCUUCCCUGCUUUCUAUGCCGUCAGGGUGUCCAAAAAUACCAACAAAGGGCAAAAGGAUGGUUGGAUCGAACAGUUCCUGGUACGAUUCCUGGGUUCUGUUCAAGUCCCCAGUCACAAAGGCAACGAUGUUCUGUGUGCCGCCAUGAGGAAGGUUGCAUAUAAUAGGCGGUUAGCGGGGCAGCCUCCCUCGCCCUGUUUGCUUGAGGUCAGUGUGAGGGGUGUGAAGAUCAGUGUGCAGGACCAGUGUCACUCUGCUCACAGGGGAGAACAGUGUUUCCAUUUCUUCCAUUUGAAGAACAUCUCGUUCUGUGGCUGCCAUCCAAAACACAGCAAGUAUUUUGGUUUCAUCACCAAACAUCCCGAGCAACACCGCUUUGCCUGCCAUGUCAUGAUGGCAGAAACAAGUUUACACCCUCUGGCCAAGUCAGUAGGGAAGGCCUUCCAACAGUAUUACAAGGAACACAUUGGCUACUCUUGUCCUACUGAAGACAUCUUCAUUGAAUAGCUCAGCUUUUCCAGUGUAGUGACAAAAUGUCCUAAAUAUUGGUGAUGUGCAUGUCUGAAACAUCCUUUUGUGUAGCUUUAUCAUCCAGGUCACUUUAAUCCACAAAGGCUGAUUCAAAGGCAAAUUGACUGUCUUUGUCAUGAAAGAAAAUAGGUAGUGGACAAGAAAAACAGAGAUAACACUAGCCACGUAUACAUGGACCCAAGUAUUCCAAUUCCAUUUGGGUUAUUUGCUCAAACGGAAAGAAUCUAACCUUUGUAUACGCCUCAUUCCGAAAAAAAAGUGCCAAUCCGAAUGAAUAUAUUAUCGGAUUCACUGGGGUGGAAUAUUCCUUUCCCCAAUCCGAUUGAGGUAUCUUGUACCCGCUCAAUCGGAAAGUUGUCAGACAGCGUUCUUCUUCGUGGUGUUUUUCUUCUUCUGUUGUUUAUUGGCGGUUGGCAAGCAGCUUUCGUGUGCAUUAACGCCAUCUGUGGAACAGAAUCUAAACCCUUCUAUACGCCAUUCACAAGUCCAGUUUUAUUAAAAAAGAAAAUACAUCUAUAUAAAACAUGUGCCGAGCUUAAUUAUAAAAUAUUAGCAAGAUUGAACUUUAUCUUUUCCUGUUCCUGGGUGCGUUCUUUCAGCGAAUGCUGAGAUAUGACGUAACACGCAGCUCGAGACGUUCUUCGAUUUAAAAAAAUGAAGGCGAGCAAUCGGCACUGGACUGCUAGGGAAAGUUUGUUUUUGAUUCAAACUAAAUUUCAAGACUGGAUGAACGAAAAACUGGCAAUACGGAGUUAUUCCAACAAAUGAAAGAAAAACUCGAGGAAGUCGGUAUCACGUGAUGUUGGUGUUUACAAUUUACUGCGCAUGCCCCAUUGACUAUUCUGGUUGAUUAUAGCGGUGCAUGUAGACACGCCAUUGGAAUAUUCCUUUCCAUGUAUACCAUUGCUUUCGGAAAGGUCAUUCGGAAAGAUUCCAAUCGGAAAGAGAAAAACUCCUCAUGUAAACGUGCCUAAUGUUUUGUUUCCGAACUUAGCCAGUGUGUCACAGAUCUGCAAGCACAGUAACUAACUGCUCUACCAUAGAAAAACGAUUGCAAAGAACUCAGGAAUGAUGUAAAUAUCAAUAAACCGCUGAGGAAGCAUAUGGACAAAAUAGUAGCAGUUAUUAUAGACAUACAUUACAUUUAAUGAGCAGCAACAUUAAUUAAUGUUGGAAUUUUUUUUCCUGGUCACGUCACUGGGUAGAGUUCAUCCCUUAGUGAUGGGUGGUGGAUUCAUACCACCAUCAAUUCAACCGAUACCAAAGUUUCUGAUACUGGCAUCGAUUCUUAUAGUAUAACUCAAUAUAAUACGGCUACAGUCUUAAUUAUACACAGGUACCAAAAACCGAAACAAGGUAAUUUUCCCUAAAGGAAAUCAUGUAAAUCCGAUGAAUCCUUAUAACCAACAUCUCAAACAAACCAGACUCUCAUGAUUUUGGAUUGAAAGGUCUUCAACUCCUAAGAAGUCCAAUUGGCUUUGAGUCAACCUUUAUGUGGAUGGAGUCAUCUACUGUCCAAUUUCUCCCAUAGAAAUGUCUUGAUUGUUGAUUGUGACCACAUGUCAACAUAUAGCACAACUGCCCUGGAACAUGCAUAUCUAAUACAAAUGUAUUUUCUUACACCUGUAAAGGUCAGAGGAAUACAAAAAUCAUGUUUCUGAAUAUCAACACACAGAACCUUUGAUUAACUCACCAAUUGACCGUAUAGAACCGGGGUGGGCAAACUUUUGACUCGCAGGUCACAUGACAUAAUUGCUCACGGUGCAUCUGCAGCAAAUUAUUCAUUCAUUCAUUCAUUCAUUUUCUACCGCUUAUCCUCACGAGGAUCGCAGGGGUGCUGGAGCCUAUCCCAGCUGUCUUCGGGCAAGAGGCGGGGUAUACCCUGGACUGGUCGCCAGCCAAUCACAGGACAAACAACCAUUCCACAGCAAAUGAACACAUAACAAAUCAACUACUACUACUACGGGUGAUAAACAAAACUGUUAUUUCCAAAUACCCGCAAGGCAUGCUGGGUAGUCCAGCUGCAACAACAACAUAAACUAUGACUUUUAACUAUUAACUCCUCCUUUUUUUACUUCUCUGACAACCUCCUCCACAUAUUUUCUAUCUGUUAUAUCUGUAUCUGUGGUGUGGAUGGCUUUUGGCCUCACAACUAGGAGACCCGGGUUCAAUUCCACCCUCGGCCAUCUCUGUGUGGAGUUUGCAUGUUCUCCCUGUGCAUGCGUGGGUUUUCUCCGGGUACUCCGGUUUCCUCCCACAUUCCAAAAACAUGCUAGGUUAAUUGGCGACUCCAAAUUGUCCAUACUAGGUAUGAAUGUGAGUGUGAAUGGUUGUUUGUCUAUGUGC
Messenger RNA from Doryrhamphus excisus (bluestripe pipefish), 4754 nucleotides. RefSeq lists its product as uncharacterized. Gene Ontology annotation, cellular component: cytoplasm. Lineage: Eukaryota; Metazoa; Chordata; Actinopteri; Syngnathiformes; Syngnathidae. Gene Ontology annotation, molecular function: JUN kinase binding; MAP kinase scaffold activity. The record is from RefSeq and is a predicted model, not a curated record. Gene Ontology annotation, biological process: regulation of JNK cascade; JNK cascade.